Sparassis crispa is the source of this 2688-nucleotide messenger RNA. RefSeq lists its product as hypothetical. The coding region runs from base 1 to 2688 and encodes 895 amino acids. The transcript is spliced from 4 exons. The record is from RefSeq and is a predicted model, not a curated record. NCBI's taxonomy places the organism in Eukaryota, Fungi, Basidiomycota, Agaricomycetes, Polyporales, Sparassidaceae.
AUGCAACGCCCGGUGUGGAACGAAGUACCCGCCGUGCAAGUCUCCCCAACAAGAGUGCCGUUUUCCCACUCCCAAAGUCUACUUCCGCACUCAUCUACCUCGGAGAACUCGAAUCUGAGGUUAGAUGUAUCCGUAAGCAACGGCUCACGCUCCGACCAUUCGCUCCCAACGCCACCCCCUUCUGCCUCGCUGCCGUACGCACAGUACCCCUCUAACGCGUUCGCCGGCCCCGCUCGCCUCCCACGCCAAGAUGCCACAGGCAACAUUGAGGGUGCACCCGCUCAGGCGUACAUAAAUCAGGGAGGGCAUCCCGAGGCGGCGACACGACAUGUGCAGCACCACUACACCCAAGCGGGUCCGUCAAACUAUGCGCAGCCCAGGGCACAAACUAUCCCCCAAGGAUACACUCCAGGAUCCGUUGGAACCGUGCACCAAUCACCGCACCCGAACUCCUGGCCUGACGCCGACGCCUCCCCCGCAAGCCCGCGCGCCAUCCCGAACGACUCUCUCAUCAGACGGCGUUCGGGCCCAUCCGCGCCCUCUUCCUCCAGCACACAGACACAGGAUGGCCAAAACAACAGUGCCAACAAUCAGCCCAAUCCCGCCGAGCCCCCCAUGAAUGCAGCAACAUCGCAUGCGCACGCGCUGCUGCACCCCCUGCGCGGCUAUCUCAUGCAGAAGGUCGACCAGGCGAUCACCGCUACAGGGAUGCGGCUUGCGCAGGAGUUCGGGACCAUUAACGAACACACGGCACAACGUGAACGGCAACUCAUCGCGCUCAGCUCGCGGCAGCAGGACAAUGGCGCCAGCGCGGCUGAAGCCAACGCACUUCGCCAGGAGCGCCAUAGUCUGCGUGAAGAGUGCAUGCGGUUGACCGAGGAUCUGAAGAACGCGCAGGAGGCUCAGGUGAGGAUGAAGGAUAAUUUGAUGAAGUUGUAUAACGCGUGCUUUGCCCUGCGAGAGGAGGGUUCGAAGCUAAGAGAGGAGCGGGUCGCCCUGAGGGAGGAAAAUUGGGCUCUAAGAAAAGAAAUUGCGAGACUGGUGGAUGCAGGCAAUGAAAAUGUGCAGAGUUCGGGGAGUUUAGGGAAAGUGGAAGGAGAAGCAGCUCAGGAACGCAGUGGGCUCGUCGCUUCAGUGUUGUCUAAAGUGCAGCAAGAGCUGACGCGCAGGCAUAAUGCUGCCAAAGAAGUGGCGUUCCUUGAACAAGUGGUGAAAGAGAUUGCCCCUUCCGAGCCCACCGUCAACUCCGCAUCGCAAGAUGUGAAGGAAAGCUCCGAAGACCCCGUCGCUAGGUUGUUGGCCCAGUCUUCACCUGUGGUACUAAGCAGACUUGCCAGCCUCUCGUGUUCCCGCUCCGAGGCACGUAUAAAUCAUGGCACUCCACCCGUCCAGGCCUCCCCGGUCAGGAAGUUCGAACCACUCCAAACCGUGGACAACGUCCCAUCCAGCGCGAAGUCGGAGCCCGAUCCUGAGCCGCGGCUCCUUCCUGCCCAAACCGCCAACAUCUCCCGGAGGAGCGCCGUACCUCCAUCUUCCAUACGAGAGGUGAUCGAUCUGUCGAACAUCUUGGACUCUCCGCCACGCAGGUUCAUCGGUAUUGAGGACGCCCUCCCAUCGCCCACUAACGAUUUAAAAAUGUCGGCUCCGCACCUUACGCGCGCCGCGGACUCGGAGGUUAAUGCAGCUAUGGACGUGGACGUUGACAGGAAGCGCGAGAGGGAGGGCUCUCCAGAGCAGCCCGAGCAUCCCGCCAAGCGCCGGCGCACAUCCGACGAGGUCACCGAUUCCGCAAGUGGCACGGUCGAAACCCCUCAGUUGACAGAGGAGAAGUUGGUGGCAGCUACCGAGCCCCUCCACCGCUCGCGCAGCUCAGAAGACUGGCUUGCCUAUGCGCUGAAAGAAGAAUCAGAGAGGGUAACAACGCCGGACGAGAUGAAGUCGCUGCAGGAAAGGCUGGUGUCUGUGCAGCCAUCUGAAGAUAUGUCUAUCUCGGAAUCUGGGUCCGUGGCAACGAUCUCAACUCCUGGACUGGAGACCUCAGCACCCGUGGUAGAAUCUGUGAAGCUGGUUAAAACUUCAGCACUUGCAGCUGCAGAGACUGUCGCGGAGACCACAAAGUCCGAGGUAAUGGAGUCUGUAAGUCUGAAUGAACCUCGGAUGUCUCGGGUGGGAUUGGGAGAUAAUACCAAGGACCAGCAUGAAGCUAGUGAGCGGAAUCUAUCCGCUAGUGCAUCAGCUGGCACGAAGUCAUGGGUGGUGGAUGACCAAAAUGCUCCGAGGGCGCAGUAUCACAGGACGAAACUGCUGUCGGCGACGAAGCGGCCUGAAGAGACUCCGUUAAUAGAGGCCUACAAGCAAGCAGAAGUGCAGAGUAGGGCACCUCAAACACCUCAGGUGCAACUUGAAGGUCCCCGGCCCCCCACGCGUCCACAGCACCGCAAGCAUCUAAGUCUUCGCCAUGUUCCGCUCAUGUACCGAUCCACCAAGACCGGGAUGAUUUGCCGGAUGUGUCUCAGCAGGAAGGAGGUCCGCGACCGCAAACUUCCUGUGACGACCUUCCCAUUGGCGGCCUCGUGGGUCGAGCUUGCCAGCCACUGCGAAACGGUACACCCGCGAGCAUACGAGACACUCAUUGGCAUGGCGCCGGAGGAGAUCGAGGAAGCAAAGUUAAAGCUGGGCUCGAAGUAA